This is a messenger RNA of Phragmites australis (common reed), 2118 nucleotides long. RefSeq names its product mitogen-activated protein kinase kinase kinase 18-like. The record is from RefSeq and is a predicted model, not a curated record. The coding region runs from base 218 to 1546 and encodes 442 amino acids. NCBI's taxonomy places the organism in Eukaryota, Viridiplantae, Streptophyta, Magnoliopsida, Poales, Poaceae. The transcript has a single exon. Gene Ontology annotation, biological process: protein phosphorylation. Gene Ontology annotation, molecular function: protein kinase activity; ATP binding.
UUCCACGCCACGCCGGCGCACACCGCGGAGGAAUCGCUCGCUAGUACGGUACGGAUGGAAGCCAAGCCACCACGGCAGCUUCGAUAUCUUUCGCCGCCCAACUUAUAAAUACGCGCGCUCCACUUUGAACAGGGGCGAGACGCACGCAAGCGGCAAAUCGCACAAACCAAUUCGAACAAACGAGCGCCGAGAAAGCACAGAGAGCCGGGCACGAGGCAUGGCAACAGAGGUCAGCGGCCGGUGGACACACGUCCGCACGCUGGGCCGCGGUGCGUCCGGCGCGGUGGUCUCGCUCGCCGCCGACGACGCCUCAGGCGCGCUCUUCGCCGUCAAGUCGGCAUCCGCCGGCGCCGCGGAGCAGCUGCGGCGCGAGGGGGCCAUCCUGUCCUCGCUCCGCUCCCCGCACGUCCUCCAGUGCCUCGGCUUCCGCGCCGGCGCCGCGGAGUGCCAGCUGUACCUCGAGUUCGCGCCCGGCGGCUCGCUCGCCGACGUAGUGGCGAGGAGCGGCGGGCGGCUGGACGAGCGCGCCAUCAGGGCCUACGCGGCGGACGUGGCGAGCGGUCUGGCGUACCUCCACGGGAGGUCGCUCGUGCACGGGGACGUCAAGGCGAGGAACGUCGUGGUCGGCGCCGGCGGCCGUGCCAAGCUCGCGGACUUCGGGUGCGCGAGGGCGGUGGGCUCCGCGGGCCCUUUCGGCGGCACGCCGGCGUUCAUGGCGCCGGAGGUGGCGCGCGGGGAGGAGCAGGGCCCCGUGGCCGACGUCUGGGCGCUGGGAUGCACCGUCGUUGAGAUGGCCACCGGCCGCGCCCCGUGGAGCGACAUGGACGACGUGCUCGCUGCGGUGCACCGGAUUGGGUACACCGACGCCACGCCGGAGGUGCCCGGGUGGCUCUCCGCGGAGGCCAAGAACUUCCUAUCCCAGUGCUUCGCAAGGAAUCCACGCGACCGGUGCACGGCGGCACAGCUCUUGGAGCAGCCGUUCCUGGCGUCAACCGGCUGCGGCGUAAAGGCAGAGGAGGUGGCGGCGAAAUGGGUGUCUCCGAAGAGCACGCUGGAUGCGGCACUCUGGGAGUCCGGCUCUGACGAGGAGGAAGAUGAUGACAUGUCAGAUUGUCCCGCCUGGCGAAUCAAGGCAUUGGCAGGGCCCUGCUCGGCCUUGCCAGACUGGGAUUCCGACGAAGGCUGGAUCGAAGUGCUCGAUGAGCAAUGUGAAGCCCGCAAUUUGGCACCGACCAAAGAGGCGGCCGAGGAGAUGGCCGGCGAGGACGAGUGUGUCCUGAGUGAAGCGUUGGAAACAGAGGCCGAGCCCAUCGACGUCGAUGCAGAGGGUGGCGCUCCUGUGCGUUCUGUAGCUGUAGGAUUAACUGCUCCGUCAAUCGAGCAGCAGGAAAAGCGGUGUCGUCCACCUGUAUCUCCUGUCGAUACUUCACAUAAUAGUGAAAUAACAAAGCCAUUUUUACGGCCAAAUUGUCUCCGAUUAACUCUUUCUUCAGUUCUGUUUGCGCGAAAUGAUUAUCUGAUUACCAUUGAUUCUCAUGAAAUCUAGAAAUCCCGAGCUGGUGCGAUGCGACGAUUCCAGAAACAUUGUUCUAGACAGACGCGUGAAUCAGUGACCAGUGAUUGGGAAUAACCGGGAGUAUAUCCGCUCUCCUCCUUCAGGGACAUGCCGAAAGUAGUGACUAGAUCAUACCAGUAGAAGCUACUGGGAAGCAUCACAUUUGGGACUUUCUGGGUUACUGUAUUUCUGCCUUUCUGGACAUGCCAUAUCUCUGCCGAUUCCUGUUUAGAAAUGCUCGGCCAUCGAGCAGUAAUCUGUGCACAUUCCUCGCAUGAUUCUCCAAUAGAUAACGAUGAAGUUCGCCUGAGUGGCCUCCGAGUCCGAGUGAACUAGCGAAAUGGAGCAUUCCCGCCGGUGAUCAGAUCCAUUCGGGGUCUUCUGACACUGGCUAGCGAGUGGUGAAAACUUACUUUAUGUGGCGGACCCACCAGAGGCCCAGUGAGAGCACAUGUACUGUUUAAAUUCUUAUUUUCCAUUGAAUUUUAAUGGAUUUAGGUUUUUAUUCAUGAAAUUGUAAAUCUUCGGUCACUAAUAUGACCCCACUCAAUUUUUAUGCUAAA